GAUCAUGUGAUGUUUCUGUUCAGACGACCCACUUCCUAGUUCCUUUUGUUCAUUCUCCGGGACGGUCGCUGCUGUUCCCUGCCCUCACUGUUCGACAUGGUACCCUGGUGUUUGCUGUUACUGUGUGUGAGCGGUGCUCUGGCGCAGCCCGCCCAGGAUGAAGUGUCCUCCUUGCCCGGUCUGAGCAUCCGAAUCAACUUCAGGCAGUGGUCGGGGUAUCUGGAGGCGAGUCCCGGCGUCCAUCUGCACUAUUGGUUUGUGACAUCCCAACGAGACCCAACCACUGACCCUCUGGUCCUGUGGCUGAACGGUGGCCCAGGGUGCAGCUCAUUGGACGGACUCCUCUCUGAAAACGGACCUUUCCACGUGGACAGCGAUGGUAGCACCCUCUACAUUAACGAGUACAGCUGGAACAAUGGCAACAUGCUGUACCUGGAGUCUCCGGCUGGGGUUGGCUUCUCCUAUUCCGACAGUGGAGACUACAUCACCAAUGAUAAGGAGGUCGCAGAGAACAAUUACCUGGCCCUGCAGGAUUUCUUCAGGAAGUUCCCGAAUUUCACAAAGAAUGAGUUCUACGUGUUCGGUGAAAGCUACGGCGGGAUUUACGCACCGACACUGAGCCUCAAGAUUGCAGAAGGCCCGGCGAGAAUCAACUUCAAGGGGUUUGCAGUUGGGAACGGACUGAGCAGCCAGUAUUACAACGAUCAGUCGCUUGUUUACUUCGCGUAUUACCAUGGACUCCUCGGAGACACAUUGUGGGCCAAACUGAACCAGUUUUGCUGUAAAGAUGGAAUUUGCAACUUCUACAACAACACUGCCGAUGACUGCAUGGAAUCAAUCCGGCAAGUCAGUCUCAUCAUCUUCAACAGUGGACUAAAUUUAUACUCGCUGUAUAUGGACUGUGCUGGGGGUAUGCGGAAAGAUUCUGUACGCUUCAAUCAAGACAUGAACAAUCUCUUCCAGUUUUACCAGUUUGAAACAGUGACGACCAGGAAAGUAUCCAGUAACAUGGACCCUCCGUGCAUCAAUGAUACAGCUCAGUGGACCUGGCUUAACUGCGCUGAUGUGAGAACAGCUCUGCACAUCCCGGGAAACAUCCAGGGCUGGCAGCUCUGCAAUCAAGAGAUCAAUAAAGCCUACGGGCGCAUCUACACCACCAUGCACGACUUCUACCUGGCGCUCCUCAGCAAGGGGCUGCGUGUGCUGGUCUACAACGGGGACACUGACAUGGCCUGCAACUUCCUGGGUGACCACUGGUUUGUGCAGUCACUGAAUCAGGUGAAAACGGUCAAUUACCAACCGUGGAUUUACGAUAAGCAGAUCGCUGGGUUCUACGAGCAGUACCAAAACCUCACCUUCCUGACCAUCAAGGGAGCUGGACACAUGGUACCACAAUGGGCACCCAAACAAGCCUUGAAGAUGUUCGAGUCCUACCUCUCCAACACUCCGUACUGAGGCAGCACCCACCGCGGUUCCCCAGCUCGCCGGCUUACUCGCCAACGGCCUGAUGAUUGGCCGCUUUUCUUGCUUCUCUUGCAACAAUGGGCUUCUUAAUCACAGUACACAAACCAAAGCAACGGGUACCAAGCUAAGCCAAGUCCGGGCACGGAGACAGGAUCAGGCUGACGUGCGCCAUGUAAUGUUAACAAUGGUAAUGAAGGGCUUCUCCGUAUUGAAAUAUGCUGAAGGGCCCUUAAAUUGCCCCAGGCCAAUUUGGCUGUUUGGUGCUGCUGUUUUUCGUUUUAAAAAGUUAAAACUCUUGGUUAGAAUUUGGCUAAUUUGGUUUGAGCACUUCAUUUGAUUAGCAAAUCAGUUCCUUGAAGGAACUUCAUUGAUAAUGUGAUUUUCUGGGGGUAAAAAAAAUGGCAGGGACUUAUCACCAAAAUUCACUAACUUCACCUCUGCUGGGAAGGGGCAACAAAUCCUCACUCUUUUCUAUGCAUUUGUCCAGAGAGUAACUCUUGGUCUACAGUAAGGGUUAUGGUGACAGUCCAUGGCCCAUCCACAAUUCUUCCAGGUCUCUGCAUCCUCAUUCUAGAGCAUCUCCCUUUUAACUGCACUGAGCUUGUGACUCUCUGCUCGCCAGCAGACAGAGAAAGGCUGGGGGAGCGAGAGCGAGAGCCCAGCUUGCAGCAGGGCGGGAGUGAGCACGAGUGAGGCACUAAGGCAGCUGAGAAGUGGACCGUCCAUGUCGUCCUCCUGGCAAACCAGGUCAGAGGUACAGGAGCACCUGGCUCAGCAGGCGCUCAGUUUACAUUGUACAGGCGCUCAUGUUGACCUGGUCUCCAAGACCUUUGAUGCUGGUCAGUGCUGUAUUUUCUAAACUGCUAAAUAGAAUGGGGGAUAUGCUUUGACCCUGAAGUGCCUGUGGCCAGGCUCAACAGGGUAUUCUGAAAUACACUAAACUACAAAUAAAUUGUCUAGAACUUCC
This is a messenger RNA of Pristis pectinata (smalltooth sawfish), 2431 nucleotides long. RefSeq names its product lysosomal protective protein-like. The record is from RefSeq and is a predicted model, not a curated record. NCBI's taxonomy places the organism in Eukaryota, Metazoa, Chordata, Chondrichthyes, Rhinopristiformes, Pristidae. Gene Ontology annotation, biological process: proteolysis. Gene Ontology annotation, molecular function: serine-type carboxypeptidase activity.